GGCCCCGCCAGGUGCCGUACGCCCGCUCUGAGGCUCACCUGACGGAGCUGCUGGAGCGGAUCUGUGAGAAGAUGAAGGAGUACGGUGAGAAGGUGGAUCCGUCCACGCACCGCAAGAGCUACGUGCGCGUCAUCUCCCACGACGGGACCAAGCUGGACCUCUCCGGGGUCAAAAUCGAUGGCGACGUGGCCUCCAGCCUCAAGUUUGCGUGUGAGAGCAUUGCUGAGGAGUACGAGGAUGAGCUCAUUGAGUUCCUGUCCCACGAGGCUGACAACGUCAAGGACCGGCUCUGCAGCAAGCGGACAGAUCUGUGCGACCAUGCGCUGCACCUCCCACAUGAUGAGCUGUGACGCCGCCGGCCCCGGGCUGCGCCGACCCCCCAACAACAACACGCUGCCUCACAGCCUCGGCCCCAUCCCCACUCUGGGGGGGGAUUCUCUCGUCCUAUUUAUUCGCUGUCCAUCCGCUGCCGUGUGGGCAGGGACACGUCCUUUGGUUGGGGGCGUUCUGGUGGCUGAUGUGUGGCUCCAGGUUCUCUCAGCUGCUGCCUGGGGCUGCUAUAGGGACAGCGGUGCUGCUGUGGGUCUGUUGGGCACCCGGGGCCCAAUCCAGGAGGCAAUAAAUGGGGCCCGAUGUGGGCUGGUGUC
This is a messenger RNA of Meleagris gallopavo (turkey), 647 nucleotides long. The record is from RefSeq and is a predicted model, not a curated record. Lineage: Eukaryota; Metazoa; Chordata; Aves; Galliformes; Phasianidae.